Molecule: messenger RNA, 1071 nt
Organism: Balaenoptera ricei (Rice's whale)
Lineage: Eukaryota; Metazoa; Chordata; Mammalia; Artiodactyla; Balaenopteridae
Gene: FNDC11
Product: fibronectin type III domain containing 11
Exons: 2
Coding region: 53-1015 (320 amino acids)
Molecular function (GO): protein binding
Source: RefSeq, a predicted model, not a curated record
GGGAGAAGAGACUACGGCACCACCUGCCUCACUUUGAGAUCAGCAACAGACCAUGAACUUGCAGGUGACAGGCCUGGACCCGGACGGAAUGAAGCUGGACGGCCCUCAGUGCUUCCUGGACCAGGAGGAGGCGGAGGAGGCGGAGGAGGCCGAGGGUCGGCAGCUGCUGGAGCCCGAGACGUGGCGGGCCUACGCGGAGCGCCGCAACGCUCUGCGCAAGUUCCUGACCUCGGCCCUGAGCCCCCAGCUGCUCAAGCGCCACCACGCCCACGUGGAGCUCCUCAAGAAGUGCUCCUACCACCUCGAGCUCCUCCCCAAGCACCUGGCCCUGGGCGACCAGAACCCGCGGGUGCUGCCCACCACGUUCCAGUUCAUCGACCCGCAGAAGUUCCAGCGCAUGAAGAAGGUGGGCGCGGCCCAGACCAAGAUCCAACUCCAGCUGCUCGGGGAGCUGCUGCAGCAGCUAGACCACGGCCGCUCUGAGCUGGACGCCCUGCUCGAGUCACCGGACCCUCAGCCCUUCCUGGCGGGCUGGCGGCUCGUGGAGCAGCGGCUGGCAGACCUGGCGGCCACCACGGACAGCUUCCUGGCCACGAUGGUGCCAGGGCGCCUGCACGCCAAACACCGCCUGGUGUCUGACGUCAACGCCACCAAGAUCCCCCACAUCCAGCUCACGCUGAGCACCAAGAUGCCCGUCACGUUCGACCGCAAGGAGUCGGUGGCCCACCAGGACUGGGUCAGCCUGCGCUGGUUUGUCACCCUGCAGCCGGCCGUGCCAGAGCAGUUUGAGCUGUGCUACGAGCUGCUGGACCCACAGACACAGCAGGAGUGCCUGCAGUGCGGCAUCUUCCCCGUGGCCGCCUGCACCUUUGACGUCCGAAACCUGCUGCCCAACCGCUCCUACAAGUUCACUAUCAAGAGGGUGGAGGGCUACACGCUGGUGUACGAGCCCUGGCUGGACAGCCUCACCCUGCAGACCAGGCCUAGGCCCCCUGAAGGGCCCGCCCCCCCGUAGGCUGGGCAAGCUAGGCCCGGCCCUGACCACACCUUCCUAGAAAUGAUUUUCUAGUA